CUGACAUCAAAGCUUCCUGCCUCUCGCUCCUCUAUUCCCCCCUAACUGGCUUGUAUUCUGCUGGCUCUUUGCUUUCGUGUACUAUGGAUGAAGACUGAAUACGGAUGGUAUAUCACAUGGGUCCUCUUCUUCGACACGGGGGAUAUUUUGGCACCUCGCGAUAUCUGUCCAGUCAAAAGGAGCAGUUUCAGUGCCUCCCUGUUGGAAAACUUGCUAUCAUCCCUCCGAAGUGUCAGCUAAUUGGCUAGCGGCAAAAAAGGAAUAUAGCGCUUGUACAGAAAUUCCGCCUGCGCCACUAGCCGGUUGGGGCGGGGAGCCGAAAAGCGUUGUUGCUCUGUCGUUAUUCUUACUCUAAAGCUAUCAUCUAAUUGCUCUCGAGAACGUUUUGGAUAGACCGAAGAUUGAAUCUUAAAAAACUGUCCUCAGCCGAGCGCUCUAUCUUUUAUGCCACUAGACGAGGAGGGAGCCAAGUGGUCGUGUGAACCAUGCGUUCGGGGCCAUAGAUCAUCAAAAUGCCAACAUUUCGAUCGCCUGAUGAUGAAAGUGCCCAAGGCCGGUCGACCUCUUGCGAAAUGCCCUCAUCCUAAAGGCACCUGUAGUUGCCAGAAGCUAUAUGCGUUCAUGGUCAGAAUUCCGAAGGGUUCAACAUGUUUAUGUCGGCCCCUUUAUCAAGUUCCCAUGGUGGUGACAGAGGCCGGACCAUCAGAACAACCGGCGUCUGUCCCUCCAGUUUCAAUAGUCCCCACAAUAUCUGGUCGAAACCGUUCUCAAAAACGUUCACGACGCCAGAGCAGCCUCCAAACUGCUCCGGAAUUAGUCACAAAGAGCUCAAGCCCGACUGACCCUACAUGCAACGGGAAUAAUGGAGCCAUGGAUCAUGGGGCUAACCCUACUACAUCGAGUGUACAAUCGCCAUGCGAUGAACAGUAUUUGGAACCUCUCCCACGUUCAACUGAAUUUCCUCUACACCAGAUACCAAGCGGUGGCUUCAACCCCCAUAGGGCUUAUCCAACCCAGUCGCAAUGUCAACCACUUACCAAUAGAACAGGGGUUCAAUCCUCCACCAACGGCGGGUGCUGCGGCGCUCAAACCACCAAUGAAUCUUCAACAAAACCGCACCAAUCAUCUGGUUCUUCUAAAAGCUUAAAGCUAUGGCAAUACGAUACUACUCCUCAAUUCAAGCUGGAGGAGACCUCACCUUCUGAUCGACCAGUCGCGCAAAGCUCUGUCCACUUCGCACCUCAUUACCGUUCGGCCAGCGAGCGCCGCCCAUUUUCAACGAUCGAUGUCGAGAAACGUGACCACAAUCAAGACAAUACCCCACCAAAUUUUCCACAUAGGAAUUCGUUUGCCAACCCCCGAUUGCAUGAGACCUCUUCUGUUCCUGUGACGGGCUAUUCGUCACCGAAUACUAUGAGUCCCUAUCGCUCAACAAUUCAUCCAAUUGGUGAUUUCCCUUGUUCGGGAAUGAAUGAUUUUGGAUUUCAAACGAAUCACAUUCCAGAUGACUCUCACCCACAUAACUGUGAUUGUGGGGAUGACUGUCAAUGUUUGGGCUGUGCUUCUCAUCCGUACAACAACACCACCCGACAAUAUAUCCAGCAAAUGGGCUGUAUGAUUACGUCUAGAGGCCCUGAUCAGAAUCCCGAAUCAAAAGAUAACGUCAGACCACCCUUUGAUAACCACAUGGCACAUAAUACACAUUUUAACUACGGUCAUGGUUGGCCACCAAAUAACUUUCCCUUCCACCUCCCGGAUUGGAACGGGUCACAUCCAGGUCCAUCAUUCAACAAUCCCAGUUCCUCUGCAGCGGCUCCAGCAGUCUAUGACCCUCAUCAAGAUCAAGUGAUGAUGCAGCCCGCUGCGUAUUACGAGCUAGAAUACCCAGUUGGCAUGUUAGACUCUUGCACAAAUACCGCAGGUACCUGUCAAUGUGGAGUCAAUUGUAGCUGCGUUGGCUGCUUAACUCACAAUGGACAUGAUGGAAUUCCCCUUGAGCUCUCCCAACCCCAGGAUAGCCAAGCAGAACGAGGCCCUGCAGCCACGGAGACCUCAAGCUCUACUCCUGAUCACACUGGCCCGCCGGCAGUCUAUACGAGCUCCUUCGGCUUAGCAACCCCCACUCGAAGCCCGAUACCUAUCACGCCGACGUCGCAACUAUAGCUAGGAAGUGCAGUAAUCCCCAUUCAGGCGCCCUGCUCAAGUCACGCUACGUCAGCUCGGCUACCUCCACUAUGCAAACGUUUUACCCAAAACUCGAAACGAUAGGUCACAAGCGAUAUCAAUGAUGCCCCACUAAUAUCAAUUGGAGAUAGAGCAUUGGGCUUGGACAGGGCAUUUUCACUUUUGGAUUGCUUUCCUUUUCCUUGCCCUCUUUUUUCUUAGAUCUUUUUCUCCUUUUCCAACGCUGAAACUCAUGAAGUAGAUGUUGCAACUUUCUUGUUCAUAUGGAGCUCUCUUCUCUCUCUC
Messenger RNA from Histoplasma capsulatum G186AR, 2469 nucleotides. RefSeq lists its product as uncharacterized. Gene Ontology annotation, molecular function: copper ion binding; DNA-binding transcription factor activity, RNA polymerase II-specific; RNA polymerase II cis-regulatory region sequence-specific DNA binding. Gene Ontology annotation, biological process: positive regulation of transcription by RNA polymerase II; intracellular copper ion homeostasis; intracellular iron ion homeostasis. The transcript has 3 exons. Gene Ontology annotation, cellular component: nucleus. NCBI's taxonomy places the organism in Eukaryota, Fungi, Ascomycota, Eurotiomycetes, Onygenales, Ajellomycetaceae. The record is from RefSeq and is a predicted model, not a curated record. The coding region runs from base 445 to 2163 and encodes 572 amino acids.